AUGGGCGAUAAGCGAAAGCUCGACGAGGUAGCCGUCGACGAGAACGAUGAAGCCGUUGUCGAUAUCGCAAAGACUAAGAAAAUAAAGAGUGGUGAUAAGGAGAAAUCGAAGGACAAGAAGAAAGAGAAAAAAGACAAGAAAGACAAGAAGGAUAAAAAGGAAAAGAAGGAAAAGAAGAGAAAAUCCAAAGAAGAAAACGUGAAGGAUGAAGAGACAAAACCGGACGAGGAACCUGAGUUGCUAGAGGAGACAGUAAAAGCCAAUGGCAUGAAUGGUACCGCUGACGAGGACGCCAUGGACGUGGACGGGCAGCAGAAUGGAGCUGAGAAAGCAGAGAAGAGCAAGAAGGAGAAAAAGGAGAAGAAGGAAAAGAAGAAUAAAAAGGAAAAGAAAGAGAAGAAGAGCAAGGGUGAAGGGGAAGUUGACAAGAAGAAAGAGAAGAAGCAGAAAAAGAAGCUAGCUGAGCAAGAAGAGAAGAAAGAGGAAGGGAAAGAAAAAGCCAAUGGCGCGGAGGAGGUAGCAGAACCCACAGCUGUUCAACCAGAAACAGAUACGCCAGCAGAGAACGGUAUAGAAGCUGCUGAAGGCGCCGUUGGCGAUGCUGAGAUUGACGCAGCCCAGAAGAGCCAGAGAUUCAUAGUGUUCAUAAGCAAUCUACCGUACUCUGCCACCCAAGAGUCAGUCGCCAAGCACUUUGAAAAGCUGCAGCCGAGUUCAGUCCGCGUUCCACUAGAGAGAUGCGGCAAGAAAGGGCGCGGCUUUGCAUUUAUUGAAUUCUCUGCGUUCGACCGCAUGAAGACUUGCCUGAAGCAAUAUCACGGCACCAUGUUUGAAGAUGGGAAGAAACCUGCCCGUAAAAUCAAGGUUGAACUGACUGCUGGCGGAGGAGGCUCAAAAUCCGAAGCCAGAAAGAUGAAGAUUCUCGAGAAGAACCAGAAACUAAAUGAAGAGCGUGCCCGGGAUGCUCAGGAGGCAAAGAAGGCCAAGGCAGCCUCAGCUACUAAUGGUGCCGCAGCGGCGGAUGAUCAGUCGCAUAUCCAUCCUAGCCGAAGGGCGAGGGUUCCCGUAUAG
Microsporum canis CBS 113480 is the source of this 1071-nucleotide messenger RNA. RefSeq names its product RNA binding protein. Gene Ontology annotation, molecular function: RNA binding. Bases 1 to 1071 code for a protein of 356 amino acids. The record is from RefSeq and is a predicted model, not a curated record. The transcript is spliced from 3 exons. NCBI's taxonomy places the organism in Eukaryota, Fungi, Ascomycota, Eurotiomycetes, Onygenales, Arthrodermataceae.